CUGUCAUGGCCACCCUAAGCGCUGACAACGUCGUUGUAGGCCGGUCUUUUUUCUGCCGCGGUGACGGCGUUCACAGUAGAGUCUUACCAAUGGCUUCAGCCAAACUCUUCCGACAUAUCUGCCCAGCUACUCUUGCAGAUAUCCCGGCAGCUUUCCGAUCCCAGCACAACAGUUCAGGUGGAUGGCGUCGACGACUUUUCGCCUUCCCAUGCUUCGAGGCGGAUCAAUGUUUUCUGGUUUCUCAGUCUCACACUGAGCCUUAUGACAGUGGUCAUCGGGAUAUUGUGCAAACAAUGGCUGGGAGAAUAUCAGAAGGAUCCCUCGUUACCGUACCGAGAGACCCUUGCCAUGCGACAGUUGCGAUAUGAGAGCUUCGAAGCCUGGAGAGUGCGUGAUAUCUCCUAGCCACGUUGCCUCUCCUUCUUCAAGUCGCCCUUGUCCUUUUUCUGACGGGAAUUAUGGAUUUGUUAUGGAGUUUGGACAAUGUGGUUGCAGCGAUCGUAACCUCGUUCAUCGUUCUUGGCUUCCUCGUGGUUGUGGCCACAACCGUUCUUCCUUGUCUUGUCCAUUUGCGCAACGGCGGCCGUUUACCUUGUGCUUAUCGAUCACCCCAAUCAUGGGCCUUUUUACAAGCAACCCUCUUUCUUCUCCGUGGUUUCAAGAAGCAGCACGUUCGAGGUGAUUGGCUCUCCAUAGAGACGAGUAACUUCCAGAAUUCCUUUGACCGCUUCGCCGCCCGUGGCGUCAGUUGGUUGGAUGAAAAGUUUUCUCAGAAUUUGACCAUGGUCAGGCAGCUGUUUCAUUGCAUUUCGGAUCUAGGGUGGAACAAUUUUCGCUCGCUCGAAUGUGUUCCAGAGGUUCCCAUCCGUGGGUCUCUAUGGAUGCGGCGUUGUUUAAUUAUCUGGCCAAACAUCAUCAGAAUCUUGACAAUGAGGCGCGUCUUCACGCGUUGGAAUUGUUAUUUCGAACUAUCAGUGUUCGGGAUCCUGCGGCGCCAGCCCGCGAUGUAAUAAAAUGGGAUCUUUUCCCUGAAGGUGAGUUCUCAUCAAGCAAAAAAAAAAAGAAUCA
Desarmillaria tabescens is the source of this 1068-nucleotide messenger RNA. RefSeq lists its product as uncharacterized. The record is from RefSeq and is a predicted model, not a curated record. NCBI's taxonomy places the organism in Eukaryota, Fungi, Basidiomycota, Agaricomycetes, Agaricales, Physalacriaceae. The transcript has a single exon. The coding region runs from base 459 to 1010 and encodes 183 amino acids.